This is a messenger RNA of Aureococcus anophagefferens, 2574 nucleotides long. RefSeq lists its product as hypothetical. The transcript is spliced from 6 exons. Bases 1 to 2574 code for a protein of 857 amino acids. Gene Ontology annotation, cellular component: nucleus; cytoplasm. Gene Ontology annotation, molecular function: protein binding. NCBI's taxonomy places the organism in Eukaryota, Pelagophyceae, Pelagomonadales, Pelagomonadaceae. The record is from RefSeq and is a predicted model, not a curated record.
AUGGUGAACACGCUCAAGGGCUUCCGCAAGUGGCGGUCGCUCAAGGGCAGCGACAUGGCGGCGCUCAUCGGCAAGCGCUCCUCCGUCAUGGGCAAGUUCUGGGACGGCUGCUCCAAGGACGACGAGGACAAGCUCUACCCGUGCGUGAUCAAGGAGUACGACGACCGGAAGAAGAUCGCGCGCAUCGCGGCGCUGCAGCAGAUGGUGCGCGUCGAGAUGAUCGACGACGCGGCGGUCUACAACGAGGAGGAGGGCCUCUGGAUCGCGCUCACGAUGAUGUCCGAGUACCACGCCGCGCACCUCGCGGCCAACCCGCCGGCUCCGGCGCCCGUCGAGGAGGACUCGCAGGCGACCGAGGACGAGCCCGAGGCCGGCGAGGAGGCCCCCGUGCCUCUGACCAAGGAGGAGGUCCGGCAGAAGAAGGCGCUCGCCGCGUCGCGCAAGGCGUCCGGCUUCCGCGUGUGCUUCACGGCGCCGCAGCUGGUCAAGUACGUCACGGAGAACAACGGCAAGUCGCUCCUCGCCGUUAACAAGUGGACCUGCCUCGACAACUUCACGGCCGGGGACCCGCCGUGCGGGCGGAUGCUCAUCGACGAGCGCGGCACGUCGACGGGGCGGCUCAGCGGCCACAUCGAGAGGUGCCACCCGGAGCAGUACAAGAUGAUGCUCCGCUCCGGCGAGACCAAGGCCGGCGGCAAGACCAUCGUGUCGGCCGACGGCUCCCUGAUCACGCGCCUCAAGUUCGAGGACGCGUUCAACUACCACGUCGACUGGAUCAUCGACGGCGAGCUCGACGAGGCGGCGGUCGAGGAGACGGCGUCCAUCGUGUCUUCCGACGACGAGGAUUCGUCGUCUUCGGACGACGACGACGACGAGCGGCCGAAGCUGUCGAAGAAGAAGGCCAUGGACGAGGCCAAGCUCAUGAAGCGCACGCCGACGCCGGCGCAGUGGAACCUGGCGCGCCAGAUGCUCCCGGUGUUGCUCAAGGUCAAGGAGUUCAACAAACUCGUCCAGUACAGCACGGUGCCGACGACGGACCGCACGCUGCCCAUGGCGCGCCAGCUGCUGCGCUCCCUCGAGAAGAAGUCCUGGUCCGUGCACAUCGAGUCCAAGGAUCUGCUCCCGGAGGUCCGCGAGGCGAUCUCGAUCAUGAUCAGCCAGGUGAAGGAGCGCUUCUUCGCCCCGGGCAUGGUCACGGACCGCGACAUGAUCGCGCUCCACAUGAACCCGCUCGUCAAGGUCGCCGACGUGUUCGGCGGCGGCUCCGCCGGCGACGCCGCCUCCAAGGCGGCCACGCAGCUCUACUCCGCGUUGUACUUCGAGACGUCCGCGCGCAUCGGCCGUCAGGCGGGCGAGAAGACGAAGCUCUCCGAGGUCGAGAGCAACCGCACGAAGCGCAGCAAAGGCGAGAAGUCGCUCCUGGACCAGGCCUUCGACGAUCUGGACGGCAGCAGCGACGACGACGCGUCCAUGGACGUCGACGCCUGCGAGAUGACGUGGCUCGACGAGCUCCGGUCGACGCCCAAGAAGGAGAGGAAGGACCGCUUCGAGUUCAAGGCCGGGCUCGACGGCGAGAAGCACUUCAGCGCGCUCCAGUUCUACAGCAAGCUCCGCAUGCGCGCGCCGGUCCACGCGGCCAUGGCGCAGCAGAUCUUCGCCGACGAGGCGACGGAGGCCGUGUCGGAGCGGUCGUUCUCGAUCCACAGCCUCUACACGAGCAAGCUGCGCAAGGCGCUCCAGGGCAAGGUCAUCGCGCCCAUGCUGCGCUGCAAGGCCAACCACGACCUCUUCUUCGAGGAGAUCAAGGCGAAGAUCUACGAGCGCUACUUCCGCAAGUACCGCAACAACGUCGACGCCUUCCCCGACUGCGUGCCCGGCUCCAAGGACGACGCCGACGACGACGCGGGGCCCGUGGGCAGGCCCGUGGGCGCGGCCGUCGGGUCCGCCGUCGGGUCGCCCGUCGGCGCGGCCGACGGGUCGGCCGUCGGCACGGCCGUGGGCCCGGCCGACGGGUCGGCUGUGGGCCUGGCCGUGGGCAGGCAAGCGUUGCACUACAACUACGCGCGGGCCGUGUCGCUGCUCCUCGCCGCGGGCGCGGCGCACGCCUUCGUCGUGGGCUAUCCGCCGCGCCUGCGCCACGCGCUCACGUACUGCCGGCGCGCGGACAUCGCCGAGAUGCUCCUCGACGCGGGCGCGGACAUCGAGCUCCGGGACGGCGGCUACACCCCUCUGGAGGUCUGCCUCUUCCUCGACAGACCGGCCAUUGCGCGCGUGCUCCUGAGCCGCGGCGCGGACGUCGACGCCGUCGACCUCGCGCGGCCGCGGUCGAUGCCAAUGCGGUGCUACCGGCUGCUCCGCGCCAUGCGCGCGGCCGGCAGCUGGCGGGCGUACGUCGACCUGCCCCGCCAGGAGCUCCUCGGCUUCCGCCGGCGCCUCCUGGCCUUCCGCCGCCUCCUGUUCCGCCGCGCGUUCCCGCCGACCCCCUCCCUGCACGAGCGCCUCUUCUUCGAGGUGCCCGAGGAUGUCUUCCGCCACGUCUUCACCUUCUGGCGCGGCCCCCGCGACCUCCGCUAG